AGCCAACAAAACUGCUACUUCUAGUUAAUAUUGCAAACCAUCAUCUUCUUCAACUAACAUAAGCUUGAAAUAAAUAACCUGUGAAUUUAAAAAAAAUGGAUCUUGAAGCAAAGGCAAUGGCCAACCAUACAUGAAAGAGACAGAAAACAGCACUUCUUCUGUUCCAACAGCCGCCGCCGCCGUACAUGGAGGCCAAUGCAGGUCUUGUCGCUGGUUCUCAUAAUCGAAAUGAGCUCGUUGUCAUUCAAGGCCACGAAGAGCAAAAAACAUUGAAGGAUUUGAGUGGGCAAGUUUGUGAGAUAUGUGGGGAUGAAGUAGGCCUUACAGUGGAUGGAGAUCUCUUUGUGGCUUGCAACGAGUGUGGAUUUCCGGCUUGUCGCCCGUGCUAUGAGUACGAGAGAAGAGAAGGAACCCAACAUUGCCCUCAAUGCAAAACCAGAUACAAACGUCUCAAAGGGAGCCCGAGGGUUGAGGGAGAUGAUGACGAGGAAGAUGAUGAUGAUAUUGAAUAUGAAUUUAAGAUUGACGAUGAGAGAAAUAAGAACAGAUACACAUUGGAAACCAUACUCCAUGGUAAGAUGAGCUAUGGAAGAGGAACAGAAGUUGAAGAUGCUGCUUCCCAGUACCCACCUGUCAUUUCUGGCAUUCGUUCACGUCCGGUGAGCGGAGAAUUCCCAGUCUUGAGUCAUGCCAAUGGAGAGCAGAAGAUGGGAUUGGUGGGAUCAACUCUUCAGAAAAGAAUCCAUCCCUAUCCAGUAUUGGAGCACACAGAAAAUACAAUUUGGGAAGAAAGAAUGGAUGACUGGAAAAUGCAAAAACAAGGAAAUUUGGGAAAUGAACAUGAUGACUUUGCUGACCCUGAAAUGGCUAUAGUGGAUGAAGCAAGACAGCCAUUAUCAAGGAAGGUACCAAUUGCAUCAAGCAAAAUCAACCCUUACCGUAUGGUGAUUGUCGUAAGGCUUGUGAUUGUAGCUGUCUUCCUCCGUUACAGAAUCCUCAACCCGGUCCAUGACGCCAUUGGCCUCUGGCUAACCUCCAUCAUUUGUGAGAUCUGGUUUGCCUUCUCAUGGGUUCUUGAUCAAUUCCCCAAAUGGUUCCCCAUUGACCGUGAAACUUACCUUGAUCGCCUCUCUUUCAGGUACGAGAGGGAAGGAGAGCCAAACAUGUUAGCCCCUGUUGAUGUAUUUGUGAGUACGGUGGAUCCCUUUAAGGAACCUCCUCUUGUUACAGCUAAUACAGUACUCUCUAUACUAGCAAUGGACUACCCAGUUGACAAAAUCUCAUGUUAUAUAUCUGACGAUGGAGCUUCUAACUGCACAUUCGAAUCGCUCUCAGAGACUGCAGAGUUCUCCCGAAAAUGGGUCCCUUUCUGCAAAAAGUUUGACAUAGAGCCUCGAGCCCCAGAAGUGUAUUUUUCUCAGAAAAUUGAUUUUCUCAAGUAUAAAGUUCAGCCUGCAUUUGUCAAAGACAGACGUGCAAUGAAGAGAGAGUAUGAGGAGUUCAAGAUUAGAAUCAAUGCAAUGGUGGCCAAAGCGGCCAAAGUCCCCGAGGGAGGAUGGAUCAUGAAAGAUAGAACGCCAUGGCCAGGGAACAAUACCAAGGACCAUCCUGGAAUGAUCCAAGUGUUUCUUGGUCACAAUGGAGGAACUGAUGUUGAAGGAAACGAAUUGCCCCGCUUAGUUUAUGUAUCUCGUGAGAAGAGACCAGGUUUCCAACAUCACAAGAAAGCCGGUGCUAUGAAUUCCCUGGUUCGAGUCUCGGGAGUUCUUACCAAUGCCCCAUUAAUGCUUAACUUGGACUGUGACCAUUAUAUAAACAACAGCAAAGCUGUGAGAGAAGCCAUGUGUUUCUUGAUGGACCCCACAUCUGGGAGGAAAAUCUGCUAUGUCCAGUUUCCUCAAAGAUUUGAUGGUAUAGACAGGCACGACAGAUAUGCAAACAGAAACACAGUCUUCUUUGAUAUUAACAUGAAAGGCCUUGAUGGAAUACAAGGCCCUGUAUAUGUUGGGACGGGGUGUGUCUUCAGAAGACAAGCUUUGUAUGGAUAUGAUCCACCACAGCAUGCUAAGCGACCAAAAAUGGUAACUUGUGACUGCUGCCCAUGUUUUGGUCGUAGGAGAAAGCUUGAGAAGUAUACUACUCAUGGAGAUGCUGCAAACGUUGAAGGAUUGAAUGGUGACAAAGAGGUACUAAUGUCAGAGAUGAACUUUGAGAAGAUAUUUGGGCAAUCGGCAAGCUUUGUGACCUCAACUUUGAUGGUUGAUGGUGGUGUACCACCUUCAUCAAGCCCAGCUGCUUUACUCAAGGAAGCCAUUCAUGUGAUCAGCUGCGGCUAUGAAGACAAGACAGAAUGGGGAACUGAGAUAGGAUGGAUUUAUGGCUCGAUCACAGAGGAUAUCUUGACCGGAUUCAAGAUGCAUUGUCGGGGCUGGAGGUCAGUCUAUUGCAUGCCAAAGCUGGCUGCAUUCAAAGGUUCUGCUCCCAUCAAUCUAUCAGACCGUCUAAACCAAGUGCUUCGUUGGGCACUUGGUUCGGUUGAGAUCUUUUUCAGCCGACACAGCCCAGUUUGGUAUGGCUACAAGGGAGGAAAGCUCAAGUUUCUUGAGAGAUUUUCAUAUGUUAACACAACUGUCUAUCCAUUCACUUCCAUUCCUCUCCUUGCCUACUGUACUCUUCCUGCUAUCUGCUUGCUCACCGGAAAAUUCAUAAUGCCUGAGAUAAGCACACUUGCAAGUCUAUUCUUCAUAGCUCUCUUCCUCUCAAUAUUUGCAACGGGCAUUCUUGAGCUGAGAUGGAGUGGAGUUAGCAUUGAAGAAUGGUGGAGAAACGAGCAAUUCUGGGUCAUCGGAGGAGUAUCAGCUCACCUCUUUGCAGUUAUCCAAGGCCUCUUGAAGGUUUUGGCGGGAAUAGACACAAAUUUCACAGUCACUUCAAAGGCAACAGAUGAUGAGGAAUUCGGAGAGCUAUACGCCAUUAAAUGGACAACACUCUUAAUCCCGCCGACAACCAUUCUGAUAAUCAACAUAGUAGGGGUAGUGGCUGGAAUCUCGGAUGCCAUAAACAACGGUUAUGACUCAUGGGGUCCCCUGUUUGGUAAACUAUUCUUUGCCUUUUGGGUUAUUGUACACUUGUACCCGUUCCUGAAAGGUCUUAUGGGACGGCAGAACAGGACACCAACCAUUGUGGUCAUAUGGUCAGUUUUAUUGGCUUCCAUCUUCAGCUUACUUUGGGUUCGAAUUGACCCUUUCGUGCUUAAGACCAAGGGGCCCGAUGUCAAGCAAUGUGGAAUCAACUGCUGAAACGCCUUCCAUGUUUGACUUUCUGGUGAUUCAUUCUAAUUUGGAGAAAUGCAUCAGCAUUUAGUGUUCAAGAAAAGGUUUGAUUGAAAGUUGUUGUUUUGAAUGUGUAAAGGUUUUUGUUUGUUUGUCUAUUAGUGUAUUAGUGUAGAAGUUGUACUAAAUUUUGGAUGUCUUA
This is a messenger RNA of Cuscuta campestris, 3474 nucleotides long. The record is from the annotation of a GenBank genome assembly. NCBI's taxonomy places the organism in Eukaryota, Viridiplantae, Streptophyta, Magnoliopsida, Solanales, Convolvulaceae.